UUCAAAGUAGAAUUUAAAAGGGUGGGUAGUGAUGCCAACUGUAACGUGGCUGUCGAUUAAUAACUUAUAAUUAUAAUGAAGAAAUUAUUUUCUAUUUUCAAAGACAUUAAUACCUACUGCUGUGUGGGCAUUUUUGUCCUUCUCGAUCAAAGGAAAACUGUACACCGACCUUCGUUUAGCGAUAAUGGCUUAAAAUAUUUUAGUCUACUUGUUACGGUAAGCUUCCACCUCCUGAACCCAAUUUUCCUUUUAAUAAAGCCAACUCGCAGUCUCCCACUCGAACCAAAACCAAUCUAAAAACUUUCACUGUCGAGAUUGAGAUUGAGAUUGAGAUCGAGAUCGAGAGAGAGACUUCGACCGACAAUCGGUUUCGAAGCUGAACAAUUCAGAGAGUUCGGAGUCAUUAAUUAGCUGCAAUGCACGCCAAGACAGACUCAGAGGUGACCAGCCUCGCAGCUUCUUCUCCGACGAGAUCUCCGCGUCGCCAUGUCUACUACGUGCAAAGCCCAUCAAGGGACUCCCACGAUGGGGAGAAGACAACAACGUCGUUUCAGUCCACGCCGGUGCUUAGUCCGAUGGGAUCGCCGCCGCACUCACACUCCUCCGUGGGCCGCCAUUCCCGAGAAUCCUCCUCUACUAGAUUCUCCGGAUCUCUGAAACCCGGAUCGCGCAAGAUCUCGCCCAACGACGCCGCUCGUGGGGGCAGCACCAAAGGUCAAAAGCCAUGGAAGGAGUGUGCCGUGAUUGAGGAAGAAGGGCUUUUAGAGGCGGAAGAUCGCCAGAAGGGUCUUCCUCGUCGGUGUUAUGUUCUCGCUUUCGUCCUUGGCUUCUUUGUUCUCUUCUCCUUCUUCUCUCUGAUUUUGUGGGGUGCGAGUAAGCCCAUGAAACCGAAGAUCACAGUCAAGAGCAUUAAGUUUGACCAAUUCAAGAUCCAGGCGGGCUCUGACUUUACGGGCGUGGCUACUGAUAUGAUCUCAAUGAACGCAAGCUUAAAGCUCACUUUCCGUAAUACCGGUACAUUUUUUGGAGUUCAUGUCACAUCAACACCAUUAGAUCUUUCUUAUUCCGAGAUCACAGUAGCAUCUGGAACUAUAAAAAAGUUUUAUCAAUCGAGGAAAAGCCAAAGAUCUCUGAGUAUUCCUAUAAUGGGUACCAAAAUACCAUUGUAUGGUAGUGGAGCUAGUCUGAGCAGCUCAACUGGGACGACUACUCUACCAGUGAAAUUAAAAUUGGAUUUCGUAGUUCGAUCCAGAGCUUACGUUUUGGGAAAAUUGGUUAAGCCCAGGUUCAACAAGCAUAUUCAGUGCAAUGUAACUUAUGAUCCCAAAAAGCUCAAUGUUGCAAUCCAACUCAAGAAUCAUUGCACAUAUGACUGAAGGUCAAGUUAAAACUGAAGCACGACUAUGGAAGAUGUUUUGGACUUCUGAUUUUAUUUUAUUUUAUUUUUUCUUUGGUUAUAAUGAUGUAUUAUUGGUGAAUAUAAUCGGUGGAAGACAGCUCAGCGGGCAACUUUAGGAUCGUUCGGGCAGGGAAUCAAAAUGCGGUUUUAGAUUUUUUUUUUCUGCCCGAAAGUGCCCGAAUUACAGGUUGGACUUGGCGGUGGUGACUUGUGGGUGAUAUACUCUCCUGUGAUGUUUAAUUGCUUUUACUUUUAUUUAUUUAUUUUUAUAUGUAAAAGUUAAGACAUGUAAUGUUUGUUCUCAAUAAUGAUAUACAAUUCAUUUAGUAAA
Molecule: messenger RNA, 1730 nt
Organism: Cannabis sativa
Lineage: Eukaryota; Viridiplantae; Streptophyta; Magnoliopsida; Rosales; Cannabaceae
Exons: 3
Coding region: 417-1376 (319 amino acids)
Source: RefSeq, a predicted model, not a curated record